Molecule: messenger RNA, 578 nt
Organism: Myotis daubentonii (Daubenton's bat)
Lineage: Eukaryota; Metazoa; Chordata; Mammalia; Chiroptera; Vespertilionidae
Gene: C3H1orf122
Product: chromosome 3 C1orf122 homolog
Exons: 3
Coding region: 287-430 (47 amino acids)
Source: RefSeq, a predicted model, not a curated record
AGACAUCCGCCCAGGCCCGCUUCCGGGAGGAAGUGACGCACCCAGCCAGCUUCCGGUCCGGGAGGCUCGGCCCCACCUCCGCGCCGAGCAACUUAAAGGGACCACGACCCCCAGGAGGAUUGAAGGAGACCGGGAGGCUGCCGGCGUGGACCGUGGGAAGGCGGGGCUGGGGCUCGGCGGGAGGCCACCCCCGCAGCCGCCCCGGGAUGAGCGCGCCCAGCAGCUGCUGGACGCGGUGGAGCAGCGGCAGCGGCAGCUCCUGGACACCAUCGCCGCCUGCGAGGAGAUGCUGCGGCAGCUGGGCCGCCGGCGCCCGGAGCCGGCGGGUGGCGGGAGUGUCUCAUCCAAACCCGGGGCGCCCCCCCAGCCAGCGGUCUGCGCCAGAGGCGGUUUCCCAAAGGAUGCUGGCGAUGGAGCUGCGGAACCCUGACCGCUCCCGAGCCCGUGGCCCUGAGCUCUCCCCCUCCGGGGGGCUGGUGGCUGGACUCUGAACAACUGCCUUCAGUCAAGGACCAGUCUUCACUGGCAGCGGCUGGAACUUGGCCCUCAGCCUGGGGUGGCAGCUCUGCUAGCGGCCG